CUUUUUUUCAACCGCAAUAACUUCUUCAACCAAUCGAUCGUAACAAUUUUCAUUAUGCCUCAAACACCAGAUCUUCAAAACGUCCACCAGCAAUUGAUGGAUAUCGCUAAGGAAACACAGGAUGUUUCCAAAACUCAGUACAGUGCUAAAGAUGUUCAGCACCUCCAGAACAAGCUUCAUCAUAUCGAUGAGCAGUACCGAGAAGGCAUCGUUGAUGAUCGCGAUAAGAGCAAUCUCGAAGAUGACCCCUAUGAGCACCCUGGCCAGGCCCAGAUCGCCGAUGCUCUGUCCAAGAUCCACUCGGCCUUGUCCAGCAUGCUGUCCAGUGUUGAGCAGCAAAGCUAAGAAGCUGUAAUGAUUUUGAUUGUCAAUACAUCCACAAACACAACAAGCUUGA
Messenger RNA from Zychaea mexicana, 397 nucleotides. RefSeq lists its product as uncharacterized. Lineage: Eukaryota; Fungi; Mucoromycota; Mucoromycetes; Mucorales; Lichtheimiaceae. The transcript is spliced from 4 exons. Bases 55 to 345 code for a protein of 96 amino acids. The record is from RefSeq and is a predicted model, not a curated record.